AUGGAUAUAUAUAGUAUUAUAAAAUCCAUCAUCACUUUGAUCGCCCAAAUAAGGCUGUAUUUUGGACAACUUCCGCAACCCCGUUCUAACGUGUCGGAGGUACCUUUCGCCGUUGUGUGGAAUGUACCAUCGGCUGUCUGUCAAGACAAAUUCAAAGUGCUGCUGAACUUAUCACAUUAUGGCAUCAUACAAAACCUGAACCAGUCGUUCUUCGGUGAGAAUAUUGUUCUGUUUUACGAACCAACCCCGGGAUUAUAUCCUAAAUAUUUAAGCAAUGGAUCGGCUAUCAAUGGAGGUCUACCCCAGAAAUCCAAACUACAGAAACAUUUAAGGAGAGUGCAGUAUGAUGUCAACAGAACUAUCCCUGUAGCCGAUUUCUCAGGUCUGGCUGUGAUAGACUGGGAAAGUUGGAGACCCAUCUUUGAUAGGAAUAUGUACGACAAAUCACAGGUGACGUAUAUCACGAAAUCAGAGGGUCUAGUCAGACAAUACCAUCCCACGUGGAAUGAUUCUCAGGUGAAGAUAGAGGCCCGGAAAGAAUUUGAAACAGCUGCAAGGUAG
Ylistrum balloti is the source of this 561-nucleotide messenger RNA. Its product is annotated as hyaluronidase-like. The record is from RefSeq and is a predicted model, not a curated record. The coding region runs from base 1 to 561 and encodes 186 amino acids. Gene Ontology annotation, molecular function: hyalurononglucosaminidase activity. The transcript has 2 exons. NCBI's taxonomy places the organism in Eukaryota, Metazoa, Mollusca, Bivalvia, Pectinida, Pectinidae. Gene Ontology annotation, biological process: hyaluronan catabolic process; carbohydrate metabolic process.